Molecule: messenger RNA, 1074 nt
Organism: Capsella rubella
Lineage: Eukaryota; Viridiplantae; Streptophyta; Magnoliopsida; Brassicales; Brassicaceae
Product: chlorophyll a-b binding protein 4, chloroplastic
Exons: 4
Coding region: 111-872 (253 amino acids)
Biological process (GO): response to light stimulus; photosynthesis, light harvesting in photosystem I
Cellular component (GO): membrane
Source: RefSeq, a predicted model, not a curated record
UGAGUCCUCUCUCUUCUUCACAAUCAUCUCUGAAACUCAUCUUUCAAUCUUUCUUGAUUCCCAUUUAACAGUAGCGGGUUCUCGGGUCGGAUCUUCUGAGUCUAGGGACAAUGGCGACUGUCACUACUCAUGCCUCGGCCUCGAUUUUCCGACCUUGUACUACUUCAAAGCCAAGAUUCCUCACCGGUUCUUCCGGUAAGUUGAACCGCGACUUGUCGUUUAAAUCUAUCGGUUCGUCGUCCAAAACGUCGUCGUUCAAGGUUGAAGCUAAGAAAGGAGAGUGGUUGCCCGGUUUGGCUUCCCCUGAUUAUCUCACCGGCAGUCUUGCUGGUGACAAUGGGUUUGACCCGUUGGGGCUAGCAGAGGAUCCAGAGAACUUGAAAUGGUUCAUCCAGGCAGAGCUGGUCAACGGAAGAUGGGCUAUGCUCGGUGUUGCAGGGAUGCUUUUGCCUGAAGUUUUCACCAAGAUCGGAAUCAUAAAUGUUCCGGAGUGGUACGAUGCUGGGAAAGAGCAGUACUUUGCAUCUUCGUCGACAUUGUUCGUGAUCGAAUUCAUUUUGUUUCAUUACGUUGAGAUCAGACGGUGGCAAGACAUCAAGAACCCAGGAAGUGUGAACCAAGACCCUAUCUUUAAGCAAUACAGCUUACCUAAGGGUGAAGUCGGUUACCCUGGUGGAAUCUUUAACCCGCUUAACUUUGCUCCUACGCUCGAGGCCAAGGAGAAAGAGCUCGCAAACGGGAGGUUGGCUAUGUUGGCAUUCUUAGGGUUUGUGAUUCAACACAAUGUGACUGGAAAGGGACCAUUCGAGAAUCUGUUGCAGCACUUGUCUGAUCCAUGGCACAACACUAUUGUCCAAACCCUCAGCGGCUAAAGAUUUAAAACAGACUUAUGAAUCUCAUCUCUCUCUCUCUCUAUCUUUCCAUCACUUUCAUGUCUGUCAGCGAGUGUGUUUCAUCUUAGAGUUCUUGGAUUUUGAGCCUGAAUUGGUGUUGAAUCGUUGUCGCUACAUGGUUAAAUUUAAAAUCUUCAAUGUACAGAGGAACUAAGUUAAUCAACAUUGUCGUACUCCUUAA